GCCGAUUAAUUAUUGAUCAGGGUGCAAUCAGACCUUUUUCAAUAUUCCAAAAGAACAAUGCUACAUCAAAAGCCAUGCUAGCGAGUUUAACUUGCUGUACGUGUGUUGGUAUGGGAUUUACGUGAGAUUCGAAAGGAACCAUUGGGAUUUCUUAUGGCCGCUGAGAGCCGCUUUGGAUUGGUGAAUCUGAGAGACAGAAGCGGGAGACAGGGAACCGAAUAACCCGCUGGUGUCAAUCAUCGCUUGUGGGCGGGGCUUACUGUGUUGGCAAGAUCGAGGCUACAGAGAAGGAACUCAAUAACCAUAGAAUAUUGGCAAGAGAAAAUCAAGAAAGAUGAGGUUGCGGAGGCCGUAUAGAGUUUUAGUGAUUUGGAUUGCAAACAUAUAUGUAUUUAUUUGUCAGGUGAAUUCAACAGGAAUUUUUGAACUAAAUUUAAAAAGGUUCGAAAAUGAAAAUGGGGUUAAUUCUGACGGGAACUGUUGCGCGGGGGUGAGGACCGGUGACAGGUGCUCGUCUUGGUGUCGUACCUUUUUUCGGGUGUGUCUGACCCACUACCAAGCCACCAUAACAGACGAUGUCCACUGCAACUUUGCAGAAAAGUUUACCCCAGUACUGACUUACGGGAACAACUCUGUGGACUUCACCAACCUUCCUGUCAAAUUUGACAUCCCAAUCAAGUUCCCAUUUAUGUUUGCUUGGCCGGGGACUUUCUCGUUGAUUAUAGAAGCCUGGCACGACAGCACUAAACAGGGACCAACCACGGGCAGUGCACGAGAGCUGAUCUACCGACUAUCUGCACAGAGGUCCGUAGAAGUGGGGUCGUCAUGGCAACAGUUUACUCGCACAGAGAACACCAUGACUUUAGAGUACGCGUACAAAGUGGAAUGUAGCGAGUACUACUAUGGUCCGGGAUGUGUCAACUUCUGCCGACCCAGGGACGACCAAUUUGGCCAUUACGUCUGUGACGAGAAUGGAGAAAAAGUCUGUAUGCAGGGGUGGAAAGGCGACUACUGCGAUCAAGCUGUAUGUCUGCCCGGCUGCCACCCUGAUCACGGGAUUUGUGACAAGCCCAAUGAAUGCCAAUGUCGGGCGGGGUACGAGGGAAUCUUCUGUAAUACAUGCAUUCGGUAUCCAGGAUGUCUGCAUGGAACCUGCACCGAGCCAUGGCAGUGUAACUGCAAAGAGGGCUGGGGAGGACUGUUCUGUAACCAAGAUUUGAAUUACUGCACUCACCACUCACCCUGUAGAAAUGGGGGAAUCUGUAAGAAUACUGGUCAAGGUAGCUACACCUGCGAUUGUCCCAGCGGAUUCAUGGGGACAAACUGUGAGGUGGAGGUUAAUAACUGUGAACAACAGCCCUGUGCUAAUGGAGGCACCUGUAAGACUGUUGGUGAGGGCUUUGUGUGUGACUGCCCAGAAGGUUUUACUGGAAGACGAUGUGACAUCAUGGGAAGUUCCUGUGAAACUAACCCCUGUCUAAAUAACGGAACAUGUAUGGAAGUGGAUGGGGUAUACCAGUGCAAGUGUAUGGAGGGCUUCACAGGAUUUUAUUGUGAUGUGGAACGAAAUGAGUGUGUUUCGCGUCCUUGUCAUAAUGGUGGCCGCUGCAUUGAUGAAGUGAAUGGAUUUCGAUGUAUCUGCACUGCCGAGUAUAAGGGACCUACAUGCUCUGAAAACAUUGAUAACUGUGUAAAUAAUCCCUGCUACAAUAAUGGCACCUGUAUUGAUGGGGACAAUGACUUUACCUGCAAAUGUAGGCCCGGAUUUGUGGGACAGUUGUGUCAGGAGAAUGUCCCUGAUUGCGACGGUCAUCCUUGUGCAAAUGGAGGAACUUGUCACGAUGAAGUGAAUGAUUUCCGAUGCACGUGUGCAACAGGCUGGGAAGGAAAGGACUGUUCCAUAAACAUAGACGAAUGUAACAGCAGUCCAUGUCAGAAUGGUGGUGUGUGCACAGAUUUUGUUGGAUACUAUGAAUGCUUGUGUGUCUCAGGAUUUUAUGGUAACAACUGCCAGUAUUCCAACGGACAGGUGCCCAACACCCAAGCACCCAAACCUCAACCAACCGUAAAUUCCUCGGCACUCGCAUCUACAGAGAAAUCCGAGGAUAUCACCAUGAUUCAGUUGGUCCUAAUUGUCUGCCUUGGGGCGGGAAUUCCCCUUCUUCUCAUCAUCAUUGUCGUCAUUUUCCUUUUACUUCGCAAACGCAACAAUCCGGCUGAGAGGCUGGACACCAGUAAAGAGCACCAGCAAAAUGUGGUUAAUACCAUCAACAAUAAACUUUCAGACUCCACCAUCUUCACAACAUCAUCGACAAUCAGUGGCAAAUUGACCAAUUCAGAAAAACAGAAUGACUUUAAUAAUUAUAGUGCAUCAGGAGGGAACCUGACUCCUGAUAAAUCUAAUAAUAAGAUUUUAUUAAACACAAAAGACUUAAAUCUUCAUCAUGAACAAUUUACAAAAUCUUCUUCGACAUCUUCGGCGGAGAAGUAUAAUUAUGACCCUGACGCUGCAAGGGGUGGAGGUUCCAGCAGCCUAAUGAAAUCAUCAAAUAAUGAAAAUAGUAGUAAUUGUUAUGACCACAGUGCGACUAUUCACACAAUAGGCAAGUCUAAGGCGUUUCAGAGGGACGCAGACAGAAAUUCCACAGUUUUACUUGAUCACCCGUCAGUGCAUCGACAUUCAUUUCUCGCCACGGAAGUGUGACAUUCUCCCUGGCUUCUCUUUAUUUGACCAAUUUUUUUUUUGCAAUACAUCAUAUCACGUGAUGUGCUCGCACAUAACGCACAAAAAGCACUGUGCUUCAUUGGAUUAAUUUAUCAAGUGCCUUCAGUAUUUCUAAUGCCAGGAAUACGGGCUGUUACUAUGGAAACUGUCUCCAAGACAAUUGUUUUGUAUAACUGAUAAUCAUACUUUUAACUAAUUUCAACAUUAGGCUGCAAGUCUGUUUGCUAUUUUAUGCAAUGCUUGGGCAUACUUUUUGUUUGCUUUUUCCCGAUUGAGAUGUUGUCAUCUAAAGUUUGAUUAUCCAGUGCAGGCCAUCUGCAGCCAAGAAUGGAAUUCAUAUCAGAAAAAAAAAUUGGUGGGAAAAAAUGAGUGCAGGCACUGCCAUGUGAUAUUUAGUCCCUCCAUGUUACAAUGACCUUGUUUCAAUGACCUUGAAUGUGAGGAGUGCUUGUAUGUCUGUUAAACAGAAGUCGAUUAAAAAUGAGUGUCAAUUUUUGAUUGCAAGCUAAUAAGUGUGCAUUGUUGUGUUAUCUGGUUUUGCCAAUGCUUCAAGUAAUGUUGAAAUUUCUGUACACUAUUGUCUUUAGUCAAGGUGUAGCUAUAUGAAAUGUGCAUAAUAUAUAUAGUGGCAAACCAAUGUGUUUAAUGUUAUGUAAUUUAUUUGUCUAAAACAGUAUUGGUCUCUUCCAGUCCAGUUAAUCAUGCGAAAUUUAUAUAGGGCAUUUUUGUAUGAGCUUUUAUAUUGAAAUUUUUUAUGUCUAAAAUUCUUUGUGUUAAUAAUUUUCUGAAUCCUGAGCCCGAUCCUCUAUUCUGAUCAAUUUUUUUUUUCUCUGAAAAUGAACAAAUCGGUUUGUGGACUUCCCGAUGCUUCACCUACCAUUCCACCUGGGCCAAGCCCGCUGUCAAUUACAUUGUUUGCACAUCUUGUGAAUUUUCGCAUAACUCAAUGGAUGACAAAAAUGUUAACAUCAUGGUUUUUUUUAUAUUUUGUUACUGAAAAAAGUGCUUAAUAAGCAUUCCACAAUCAUUUUGUCAUAUCUAAUCUCUGUAUUGUAACAGAAAACAAUUGAUCACAUAUUUUGAGAAGAAAAACUACAUUUUUUGACCUUCAUAGAUACAGCCAUUAGCCUUGUCCUGUCAUGUCUCACUUGAAUGCCCCAUUGUCUGUGAUUGGUUUAAUGUACAUAUAAUGUAUAUUUAUAGAAAAAAUGUUUGGUUGUACAUAUUUGUUAUGACAUUAUUAUAUUAUUAAUUUUCAUGAAAACAUCAAUUAAAAAAGAGUCACAAAUAUUUUU
Saccostrea echinata is the source of this 4020-nucleotide messenger RNA. RefSeq names its product delta-like protein 1. The transcript is spliced from 11 exons. Gene Ontology annotation, cellular component: plasma membrane; protein-containing complex. Lineage: Eukaryota; Metazoa; Mollusca; Bivalvia; Ostreida; Ostreidae. The record is from RefSeq and is a predicted model, not a curated record. Gene Ontology annotation, biological process: cell communication; heterophilic cell-cell adhesion; establishment or maintenance of epithelial cell apical/basal polarity. Gene Ontology annotation, molecular function: calcium ion binding. Bases 335 to 2704 code for a protein of 789 amino acids.